Molecule: messenger RNA, 1711 nt
Organism: Neopelma chrysocephalum (saffron-crested tyrant-manakin)
Lineage: Eukaryota; Metazoa; Chordata; Aves; Passeriformes; Pipridae
Gene: SH3YL1
Product: SH3 and SYLF domain containing 1
Exons: 10
Coding region: 291-1310 (339 amino acids)
Cellular component (GO): ruffle membrane
Molecular function (GO): protein binding; phosphatidylinositol binding
Source: RefSeq, a predicted model, not a curated record
GUCGGCCGCGGGAUUCGCCUGCUUGGAGGCGGAAAAAGGGGGCGAAGCGCGAACUGGGACCGGGACCGGCGGGGAGAAGAGGACGAGACGAGGCGGGAGCGGCGGGAUGGGACGGGACCGGGCGGGAAGGGAAGGGGAGCGGGCGGUUCGCAGGCGCCCUGGCCCCGCCUGCCUCACCUGCGGCAGGUGAGCGGCUCGGCGGGGCCGCCCCGGCGCCGCCCAGUGAGGCUGCGGCGGCAGGAGAAGAAGCAGCAGCAGUGAGGGGGAGCGGGGGCGCCCGGCCGGGCAGGAUGAACAACCCUAUACCUUCCAACUUGAAGUCAGAAGCUAAAAAGGCAGCUAAAAUAUUACGAGAAUUUACAGAAAUAACUUCUAGAAAUGGACCAGAUAAAAUCAUACCUCCUCACGUAAUAGCUAAAGCCAGAGGCCUUGCGGUUUUGUCCGUUAUCAAAGCUGGAUUUUUGGUGACUGCUCGGGGAGGAAGUGGAAUUGUAUUAGCUCGUCUUCCUAAUGGAACCUGGUCUGCUCCUUCUGCAAUAGGAAUUGCUGGCCUUGGUGGUGGAUUUGAAAUUGGAAUUGAGGUUUCAGACUUAGUGAUAAUACUGAAUCAUGAAAGAGCAGUGGAAGCUUUUGCCAAAGGAGGGAAUCUUACACUUGGAGGAAAUCUUACUGUGGCAAUUGGACCUCUGGGGAGAAACUUAGAAGGGGAUGUUGCUCUAAGAAGCUCUGCUGCUGUCUAUACGUACUGCAAAUCUCGAGGACUGUUUGCAGGUGUAUCUCUGGAAGGAACCUGUUUAAUUGAAAGGAAAGAAACAAAUCGCAAGUUUUAUGGGCAGGAUAUUCGUGCUAGUGCCAUCCUGCUUGGUGAUGUGCCUUUUCCUGCUCAAGCAGAUGAUCUUUAUGAAACUCUAGCAUCCUUCACUGAAGUGUAUGAAAACGAAGAGCAAAAAAAUAAUCCAGGAAAAUCUGUAAGGGAACAAAGAAGGGUAAAUGACCCACCUGCUAGACCAUCAUCUAGACCACAGCCACCUAAACCCACUGUUAGACCUACGCCACCAGCUAAAAAGAAUACAAACAAACUUUAUCCUGAACUUCCCAAUGCAUCUGAGGAUAACUCUUGGAGUGAUCCAGUAGAAGUGACAGCACUUUAUUCAUUUGAAGGACAACAGCCAGGUGACUUGACUUUCAAAGCUGGAGACAAAAUCACAGUCACAACUAAAACAAAUUCCCAGUUUGAUUGGUGGGAAGGAAGAAUAGGAGGACAAACUGGCAUCUUUCCAGCCAAUUAUGUUGCCAUAAGUAACAACUAAAUUUGUACAGCAUAAAAUGUUGAGGCAGUAAUAUAUUCACACUGAAAAAUAUAUUUUAACUUUUCAGAUUUUAUUAAAAUGAGAUUCUCAACCAAGACUAUUCUAACAAAAAAAAUGAAAUGCAUUGAAUGAUCAUAACUUUCCCCUAAACUUAUUUCUUAAAUAAACAGUAAGCGAUAAUCAAUUGAUGAGAGUUUUAUUUUUGAGCAAGUUGCCAUAUAAAAAGUAAUCCAAUUUGUGUCUAGUUUUACUUCGGUCUUGCUGUGUGGAUUUAUUUUUUACAUGAGAGAAAAAACUGUAAACAACUUAGAACUAGACAUGCUGAAAAAAUGCUGAUUUUUAUUAAAAUACAAUUUAUGGUCUCUUUCUUUAAUAAAUGUGCUCAAAUUUACUUCAAACCA